Messenger RNA from Carlito syrichta (Philippine tarsier), 906 nucleotides. It is a transcript of the gene TMEM218, whose product is annotated as transmembrane protein 218. Bases 216 to 560 code for a protein of 114 amino acids. NCBI's taxonomy places the organism in Eukaryota, Metazoa, Chordata, Mammalia, Primates, Tarsiidae. The transcript has 5 exons. The record is from RefSeq and is a predicted model, not a curated record.
CAAAUGGUAGUUGAAGCUGGUACCACUAGAAACUACUUCCACUAGACACCAACUUCCUUGAAGAUGUGAAAGGUCUUGGAGUUUUCUUCUUGUGAAUAAGAAUGGGAUGAUAGAGUGCGAACUUCCUGUCUUGUGAUUGAUUGGAGUGUGCAGCAGGAAAACGGACGCUUGACCCUGCAGUGCUCAAGGUGGAGGCAGCUGCUGCCUCUCCCAGGAUGGCUGGCACCGUGCUCGGAGUAGGUGCAGGCGUGUUCAUUCUAGCUCUGCUCUGGGUGUCAGUGCUGCUGCUGUGUGUGCUAUUAUCCAGAGCCUCCGGAGUGGCUAGGUUCUCCAUCAUUUUUGUAUUCCUUGGUGCUGUGAUCAUCACCUCUGUCCUGUUGCUUUUUCCCCGAGCUAGUGAAUUCCCAGCCCCAGAUGCAGAAGUUAAGAUUGUGGAUGCCUUUUUCAUUGGCCGCUACGUCCUGCUGGCUUUCCUCACUGCUGUCUUCCUUGGAGGCCUCUUCUUGGUCCUAAUUCAUCACAUCUUGGAGCCGAUCUAUGCCAAACCACUGCGAUCCUAGUGACCACUGUUGAGGAAACCAGGGCACUGUUCUCUCCUUUAUUGUGAGGUCAUUGACGAGCAGAAAGGCACUAUUCAGAGCCUUGCUUUUUGACAUUCCUUAUACCUUAAUAUCAGAGGAGUAUCCAUUCAUCACUGAAACAAAUCUCUUGAGUUCUGACUUCCAGAAACAGGGUUGCAAAAUUGUUCCUGUGGGGAUGGAUUCUUGUCAGCUUAAGAGGAUAUGGUUGUCUUCUCAGUACCUGUACUUCGGGAUUUACAUCUGUUUUGAAAGAUAAAUAGUAACAAUGAUCUGCUUAGAGUAGAUUUUCAAUCAAGUCGUUAGUAAAUAGAUUUUGAGGAAAGUG